Messenger RNA from Molossus molossus (Pallas's mastiff bat), 186 nucleotides. Its product is annotated as keratin-associated protein 8-1. Bases 1 to 186 code for a protein of 61 amino acids. The transcript has a single exon. Lineage: Eukaryota; Metazoa; Chordata; Mammalia; Chiroptera; Molossidae. The record is from RefSeq and is a predicted model, not a curated record.
AUGUACUACGGCAAUUUCUCCGGGGCCGCAUUCCCAGGCUGCUACUGGGGGAGCUACGGGUACCCCCUGGGCUACAGCGUGGGCUGUGGCUACGGCAGCACCUACGCCCCCGUGGGCUACGGCUGUGGCUACGGCUGUGGCUACGGCUUCGGCUAUAGGAGGUACUGGCCCUACACCCUCUACUGA